Messenger RNA from Harmonia axyridis, 1199 nucleotides. It is a transcript of the gene mRpL45, whose product is annotated as probable 39S ribosomal protein L45, mitochondrial. Gene Ontology annotation, cellular component: mitochondrion. Lineage: Eukaryota; Metazoa; Arthropoda; Insecta; Coleoptera; Coccinellidae. Bases 145 to 1161 code for a protein of 338 amino acids. The transcript is spliced from 4 exons. The record is from RefSeq and is a predicted model, not a curated record.
UUAUUAUUCAAUAUUCGUAGAACACAUAUAUAAUAACUUUAUGGACUCAUGAUAUUGGCAAAAAUAAGUAUUAUAUUGAUAUUUAUAGUUGAAAUAGGAUUAGGGAAAAUUUAAUCCGUAGUUUAUGAGCACAACUGCUGAAAUAUGGCAUUCAGGUUAUCGAAUAUUUUUACCUUGAACUUACUGAAGGAAAAACCUAUAGGCUUCUUAGUAGCAUGCAAUAACAACCUGAAGGAAACAGUUCGCUUUAGUCGACAAAAACACUGGAAUCCAAAAUUUAAAUGGUUACGUGCGCAAAAAGUAAUCAAAGUAGAUCUUCCCAAUUUUAGAGAAGAUACUGAGAGUCUUAGCGAAGAAGAGAUGAAGUCUAGAAUGAAAGAAAGGGGUUUACUUCCAAGAGCACCUUAUAUUGAAGUACCUAUUUAUAUAAGUUCAACUGGAGGUAUUUUUGAACCAUAUAUACCACCUGAAGGGGAUGGAAAAGUGUCUCCUAUAUCAGCACAGGGUGCAAAACAAAAAUUACAAUUCCUUGAAAAGAAAUCAAAAACAAUGAUGGCAAUCAGGAAAGUAAGGCAAUUUGAGGAAGAUUUUGAAACUCCUAAAUUCUUGAAGCAGGUUGAAGAAAUAUAUAAAAAAAUGCAUGAAUGUAUGGCUAAGCAAGAUUUAGAAGAAAUUCAACAGUAUAUCACAGAAAAAGCUUAUCCUGAAGUAAUCCAUAAUUUGGAAUCCAAGACUAUUAGAUGGAGGUUUUUGGAUAACAUUGAAUUGCCUUAUAUUGUGCAUGCUAGGUGGACAGAUGUUAUAAGCAAGGAAAAUAUUUUUGCACAAAUAACUGUUAGAUUUCAUACUAAGCAGUGUCUAGCAAUAUAUGACAGAUUUGGAAGAUUGAUGCAUGGAAGUGAAAUAUUAGCAAAAGAUGUUUUAGAAUAUAUAGUUUUUGAAAAACAUUUAUCUAAUGAGUAUGGUAAAUGGAGGAUACAUUCUAAAAUUAUACCGGAUUGGUUACCACCAAAGGAACCUUGUAAAAAUACAUAUAUUAAACCCAAAGAGCCAACUGUUGAAGAAUUGACAGCAAAAGAUAGUAUUGGUGAAAAAGCUAUUGUAGAAGAGUCGUCUCCUCCAAAAAUUGAAGGAAGAACUGAAAAUGUAGCAACUGUGUAAUAUGAAACUUGAAGAGUCAUAAUAAACAUUAAAGAGUU